AUGCCGCGAUCGCGAGGAACCAAGAGGAAGCCGUGGCGGCGAAAAGAGCUUCUCUCAUCUAUCACAAGGAAAAAUCCCCCCUCCCCAUAUCAAAAGGAAGUUUCUGAUGCUGGAUUUGCGUACACAGAUCAGGUUUGUCUUGCAGUAGAGGGCUGCAGGAUCCUGCCAAGCCUGAGUAGAGAGGUGUUGGCCUAGGCGCUUAGCACGAGAAACGUCUAUGCUGUAGGCCCAACACCAUCACUAGAACCCGCCUGCAUAAUACAACAGAGUCUGUGGAGUUGUCUUCUUGCAAGACAGACGUGGUUUGUGGUCUCAAAUCAGCAACGCAAAUUUUCGGAAACAUACAUCUUCGAUAUGGGGAGGGGGGAUUUUUCCUCUCAAUAUCAUCGCCCCAACGGGCAGGGCCAAUUCCGCGGCAAGCGACUGGUUGCGCAGCGACCUUAAGGAACUGUCCCUGUGCACGAAUGACGAGCUUAACAAGGAACUACUUGUGAAGCUACUCGGCUUCGGGGAGGAUAAAGUGGAGGACCUCGUGGCUUCGUGUGGAAUGCCGAAGGUGCUCCUGGGCGUAUCAAAUGCAAAUAUGUAGUCGU
Messenger RNA from Amoebophrya sp. A120, 593 nucleotides. The record is from the annotation of a GenBank genome assembly. Lineage: Eukaryota; Dinophyceae; Syndiniales; Amoebophryaceae.